Messenger RNA from Beta vulgaris subsp. vulgaris (sugar beet), 4627 nucleotides. Its product is annotated as transcriptional corepressor SEUSS. Gene Ontology annotation, biological process: positive regulation of transcription by RNA polymerase II; negative regulation of transcription by RNA polymerase II. The record is from RefSeq and is a predicted model, not a curated record. Gene Ontology annotation, cellular component: nucleus; transcription regulator complex. The coding region runs from base 923 to 3712 and encodes 929 amino acids. The transcript is spliced from 10 exons. Lineage: Eukaryota; Viridiplantae; Streptophyta; Magnoliopsida; Caryophyllales; Amaranthaceae.
AAUGAAUGAAAACUUCAAUCCGAUGGAAUGCUAAUUUGACGUCCGCAAGGAGACAUACUUCUCUCUCCUCCCCCCCUUCUCUCUCUUGCUUAGAUACAGCGAAGAACAGCGGACAACCAAGAGAAAAAAAAAAAGAGAAAAAAUAUUAAAAAAAAAUAGCAAAAAAAAAAAAAAAAAAUAGAAAAAGAGAUACUGAGAUAGACCCUUUCUCUCUCUUAUUUGCUUCCCUCAUUAGUUCAGAUAUUGAUUUUUAGGAGAGUUCCAUUGAGGAAAAAAACACUUUGCCCCUUGAAAAAAAAGAAAAAAAAAGAAAAAAAAAGAAAAAAAAAAGAAAAAAAAGGAACCCUAAACUCAAGCCAUUUUCAUUGGUGGGUCUCUUACUACUUGAAGUAAAGCUGAGAAAAAAAAGAGAAGAAUUAGCACAAACCCAGUUCAUGUUCUAGUGUUAAUUUCAAUACCCAAAUCCCAAUUUUGGGAAUUUUUCUCUCUAGAUUAAUUUUUUGGAGUGUUGAAAAUUAUGCUUAAACUUUGAAUGAGUGGGAUCCGAAGAUUUGAAGUUGAGUGAUAAAAUUAGCGCAAAAGCUCGUGGAUUUCUUGGAGUCAUCGACAUUGUAGAAUGUUAAGAAGCAAAGGCUGUUGCUUGGUUUGUUUAAUACCUUUACGGGGUUAUUUAUUUAGUGACUCUCAAGUUCUUAUGGUCAAACAUAAAGUUGUUUCAGAUUCUUCAGUGUGUGGUUGCUAUUUUGGAGUAUCAUGCCUUGGAUAUCAUAGUAAAUUAUAUGGUGGGUCGUCUUGUAUGUCCGAAUUUUCGAACGGUCUGUAGUGUAAAAUAUAGUUGGUGUAGCAGGAUAUAUGUUGUUUUAGAUAGUUAAUUUCUUAUUGAAGCAGUGAUAGUGUUUUUUGAGAUAUUUUUGAUAGAAAGAUGGUGCCUUCUGGGCCUUCCACCCCAAUUGGUGGUGCCCAAUCUGUUAAUCCCUCACUUUUAAGGUCAAAUUCCGGGAUGUUGGGAGGUCAAGGUGGUUCGAUGCCUUCGCAAGGGGCUUUUCCCUCCCUAGUCUCGCCCAGAAAUCAGUUCAAUAAUGUGAACUUGCUGGGAAAUGUUCCUAAUGUUACAUCACUCCUUAACCAGUCAUUUGGAAAUGGCGGUGCAAACCCCGGAAUUCCUGGUGGCGGGAAUGGCCCCAGAGGUGGGCUUGACGCAGGAGCUGAGUCUGAUCCCCUUUCUGGCAUUGGCAAUGGAAUGGGGUUUAAUCCUCCUUCCUCUUUUGGGGGUUCUAAUGCUGUGAAACCUAGUUCAUCUGGUCAGGUUCAAGGCCAGCAGUAUCCGAAUUCUUCCAGUAAUCAAAUGUUGCCAGAUCAAGCCCAAAACCAACAGCUUGAAUCCCAAAAUUUCCAGCAUCAGCAGCAGUUGCACCAAUUUUCUGCUAACCAGCAGUCGCAACAGCAACAAUUUCGUGGUGGGUUAGGUGGUGGUGUUCCUGUGAAAGUAGAGCCCCAGGUAUCGGGUGAUCAACAUGGCCCCUCACAACAGCAGUCAUUGCACAAUUUAAGAGGGCUUGGUCAGGUUAAGUUGGAACCACAUCAAUUGCAGAAUAUGCGAGGUAUUGGGUCUGUAAAGAUGGAACAACACUCAGAUCAGUCGAUGUUCAUGCAUCAGCAACAACAGCAUCAACAACAGCAGCAACAGCAACAGCAAAUUCUGCAGCAAAUAUCUAUGUCGAGGCAAACCCCACAAGCUGCUGCGGCUGCACAGCUUAAUCUUUUGCAGACACAAAGAUUGAUUCAGCUGCAGCAGCAACAGCAACAGCAGCAACAUCAGCAACAUCACCAACAUCAGCUUCUGACGUCUAUUCCGCAACAAAGGUCUCAAAUGCAGCAGCAGUUUCCACCCCAGAACUUGCCUCUUAGGUCACCUGUGAAACCAGUUUAUGAACCUGGGAUGUGUGCCCGUCGUCUCACACAUUAUAUGUACCAGCAGCAACAUAGACCAGAGGAUAAUAAUAUCGAUUUUUGGAGAAAAUUUGUUGCCGAGUAUUUUGCUCCAAAUGCCAAAAAGAAGUGGUGUGUUUCUAUGUAUGGAAGCGGUAGACAAACGACUGGAGUAUUUCCUCAGGAUGUAUGGCACUGUGAAAUCUGCAAGCGCAAGCCUGGCCGUGGUUUCGAGGCAACUGUCGAGGUUUUGCCAAGGCUCUUCAAGAUCAAGUAUGAAAGUGGCACGUUGGAAGAACUUCUUUAUGUUGAUAUGCCUCGUGAAUAUCAGAAUUCCUCCGGUCAAAUUGUUCUGGACUAUGCAAAAGCAAUUCAAGAAAGUGUUUUUGAGCAGCUACGUGUUGUUCGUGAUGGCCAACUUCGCAUUGUUUUUUCCCCAGACCUUAAGAUAUGCUCAUGGGAAUUUUGUGCCCGACGUCAUGAAGAGCUCAUUCCUCGACGACUCUUAAUACCCCAGGUUAGUCAGCUUGGCACUGCCGCACAGAAGUAUCAGUCUGCUACACAAAAUUCAUCAUCCAACAUGUCUGUUUCUGAUUUACAGAGUAAUUGUAAUAUGUUUGUUGCAUCAGCUCGACAAUUGGCAAAAACGUUGGAAGUGCCAUUAGUUAAUGAUUUAGGCUACACCAAAAGAUAUGUGCGCUGCCUUCAGAUAUCUGAAGUGGUUAAUAGUAUGAAAGACCUUAUUGACUACAGUCGGUCAACAGGGGCUGGACCAAUGGAAAGUUUGGCCAAGUUUCCUCGAAGAACAAGCACGCCUUCUGCUCUUCAAGGGCAAACCCAGCAACCUGAGGAGCAACAGCAACAGCAGCCGCCACCGCAGCAACAUCACCCUCAACAACAGUCACAGCAGGCAUUGGUUCAGAACUCAAACAACAACGAUCAAGGUUCUGUCCAGGCUGCGGUAAUGCAGAUUGGUUCGAGCAAUGGGGUGACCAGUGUAAAUAAUAACACACUCAACGUACCCUCCACCUCUACUUCACAAAGUACCAUCGCUGGGCUUCUCCACCAAAACUCAAUGAACUCCCGACAACAAAACCCUAUGAACAAUGCUAAUAGCCCAUAUGGUGGUGGAAGUUCAGUUCAGAUGCCAUCCCCUAAUUCAUCAAGCACGAUGCAGCAAACACAACCAAGUCCUUCCCCUUUCCAAUCGCCCACACCUUCUUCUUCUAAUAACCCUCCCCAAACUUCACACAGUGCCAUGGCGGCAACCACCAAUCACAUGAACUCAGCAAAUUCACCUGUCAUGUCCAAUAUCCACCAGCCAGCCCUCUCAGGGGAUGGCGAUACAAAUGACACUCAGAGCUCAGUUCAAAAACUCAUACAAGAAAUGAUGAUGAAUAGUCAACUUAAUCCUGCUGGUAUGAUGGGCAUCAGUUCAUUGGGAAGUGAUGCAAAAAAUGUUAGUGGCAUUUUGCCAAUGAGUGGCAACUCGCCUCUCAAUGGUCUCAUGGGGAACGGGCCCACAAGUAAUAAUUCUAAUAUGGGUAGUGGGCCCUUAGGUGGCAUAGGUGGAGGAAUGGGCCAAGCUUCGGUUGUUAAUGGAUUACGAGCUGCCAUGGGCAAUAACUCAGUUGUGAUGAAUGGAAGAGUGGGUAUGGCCUCAAUGGCUCGGGAUCAAAGUGUCAACCAUCAGCAACAAGACUUAGGAAACCAAAUGCUAAGUGGACUUGGAGCAGUCAAUGGGUUCAACAGCCUCCAGUAUGAUUGGAAGCCAUCACCAUAACAGCAGAUUAUUGGAAAUGGGUCUGAAAAUCUGUUAGUCUUGGGUUCUGAAAAGAAAGCGAGCUGUUUCUGCAGCAUGGUAUUGCAAGGAUGGAAAAAGAUUAGGCUUUUGUGAUUCCUUGUUAUCCCUGUGAAAAGAGAUAGCACCAUGGACGGAAGCUGAGGGUUGGAGCUUUGAGGAAGAAAGAGGGAGGGGGGGAGGGGGUUUAGACACCACUUGUACUAAUUUCAGAAGAGGAGAGGGAACAUAUAGCAUAGUGUUUUACUAUAUUAUUGAAAAGAAUAUCACAUUUCUCAAAAAUCAGCUGUUUUUGGCCUCUCUAACUUUGUCUUUCAGUGUUUUUACUCUGAUCUUCAAGCUUCAUAUACUGCAUAACCAGGAGCGAAAUGGGUUCGAUCAUUGGAUGAUGAACGACAAGUAGAGGAUGGAUCCAAUACAGUUUAUGCAUUGUACAACCAUCUUGUAAGUUUCUAGAGCCUUUUUGUACACAUACUAAUAUAAUAUGUCAGCAUUCCCUUCAACUACUAGUGAUGUUGCUUGGUGAUGUUAUAACAUGUUCCUGAGUAGGAAUCUCAGGUGUGCGACUUCCUGAGUAGGAAUCUCAGGUGUGCGACUUAAAUGGACGGUCUUUGGGUUGUUAAAACAACCACAAAUAGUAUCUAAAUUUUAGUUCGAAUGUAUUAAUGCAUCAUAUACAAUGCCUCAGAGAAAAGUUUUGUACCAAAUAUAUUGAGAUGAAGUGAACCUACUUGUGCGGCACAGGUCUACUAGAUGAUCUUCAUACAUAGGGCUAACUAUUCUGAAGAAACUAAGUUGAUGUCUGUGUGGUCGAUUGGAUUGGAUCAGCGGUGUAACCAUACAUGAGUAUAGACGUAGCACAGACCUAAAGCUAUGGAGUGACAUUUAUUUGUGUCA